Molecule: messenger RNA, 2120 nt
Organism: Astrephomene gubernaculifera
Lineage: Eukaryota; Viridiplantae; Chlorophyta; Chlorophyceae; Chlamydomonadales; Astrephomenaceae
Source: the annotation of a GenBank genome assembly
UUUGUCAACAAUUCAUGUCAAGCAUUUGGCUGGCAGGGCUGGGGUUCUAUUUGCUUUGUCACUUAAAACGGCAUUUCGCCACAAGAGGCCUCCCACUAACCUUCUACAUCGAUGCAACUAAGACGCAUCUACAGUUAUCACAACAGCUUUGUAUUAGCAACGUAACGGCUUGGUCGCUUCAGGACUCAUGCCAGACAUCAACAUGAUUCCCGAACAUGCAGAAAGAAUCCGAUCAUAUUUAUUGGCACACUCUCCUGAUGCCGUUGUCUCCAGGGAGCUGUGGUCCUGCUCGGCAGGCACCUACUCCUCCUUCCGAGAGGUCAUCCGGGCGCGCAAGCAGCAGCAGCUGCACCUCCAGGCGGCCGCAGCGGGCAGCCCAGCAGGCGGGGGACUGCUGGGAGCGCCCGGCAGGCUGCCUCGCGCCGCGGCCUCGCCGCACUCGCUGCCCGCAACGGUCAAGUACUCCUUCGAAGGUGUGAAACACGUGCUGGCGGAGGCGGCUGGCGCGGUGACGGCGGUCUCCUUUGCGGCGCUGCGGUCGGACCUACUGGCGUUCGGCUGCUCGGACGGGGAAAUCUGGCGAGUGGCGCUGCCGCCGGCUGCUGCGGGGCCGGCGGCGCAACCCACUUGCAUCAAGGCUCGCAAGAUGCACGGCAGGGCCGUACAAGCGGUUGACUGGGCGUACGACAACAGCCAACUGCUGUCGGUCGGGCUGGACGGCUCGUUGUGCGUGUGGGACGCCACUGACCCCGCGCUGCCAUGCAUUCGCAGCAUUUACAUGCCCACCACAGCCUUCCUCUGUGGCAGGUUUCAUCGAGUUAACUUCAGUCUUGCGUUGGUCGGCACCUCCGGAGGCACUGUGGAGGUCUAUAAUUGCAGCAAUGGCAUCCUCCACAGUCGCUACCAAGUAGCUCAGGCGGGGUCGGGAGUGCAGGUGACAGCUCUGGACAGCAGCAACCACCACGUCUUCCUGGGCGACUCCGCCGGCACUCUGCACCUCUUCGCAUGCGAGAUGCAGCAGCGGCAGCUCUCGCGGCUGCGACCCACGGGUCGUUUGCGCCUGCCGCUGCCCGGCCACCCGCCCGCGCCUGUGACCGCGCUGCAGUACCUGCCCUUCUGUCGUGCCACGGACAGCCCCGUGCUGAUGGUUGCGUUGCAGGACGGCUCACUGUGCAUCGUGCGAGCUAAUGAGACUCGCCACACUGCAGAGCUGCACCUCCGCCGCUUCAUCCCGCCGCCCUCCGCGGCCUCCGCCGUUGUUAGCCCCCUUGUGUCGCAAGCCUCCUCCGCAUCCUCCACCUCCUCCCUACCACCCCCUUCCCCUACCUCCCCCACCUCCACAUCCUCCUCCUCUGCGCCCAGCUGGCUGCGCCUGCGUCCCUCCGUGUGCCCCCUCUCCGUCAUUCAUGACGUCCCCCUCAUCACGUACGGAUCCGAUGAUACCUCGGUCUACAUAGUGGAUGUGACGGCACGCAGCUUCAGCACCGGGGCGGGCGGGGGUGCAGGGGGAGGUGGAGGAGGGCGGGGCUCGGUGGCCGGGGCUGCUGCUGCGGUUGAUCGGCCGCUGACUGUAACCGUUUUGAAGGCGCACCGGGCCCCCGUCACGGCGGUUGCUUGGAGCUUCGACGAGUCGCUGCUCGCCUCUGCUGAUGCGGUCGGCACGCUAGUGCUGUGGCAGCGUUGCCUGCUGUUCUAGCAAGGCUGGCAGUAAAGGAGGCUUUGGUGGGGGGGGGCGAGGGCUUGGAGCAUAGCCCUUGAUAAUUUCGCUUACUGUCCGAACCUGCGGUAGAACGGCACUGGCACUUGUGCUAUGGAACAUACGACACACUGAGUUUGGUGCGGGAAGGGGAGGCUGGCACGGAAACGGUGGGUUUUGCGAGGAUAUUAUGACUCCGUAGUGUGCUUUCAUGCAUGUAUGUAUCUGUACAGCUAGCUAGCAUGGGUUGCGGGCAUGAGGUGUACAUGCCAGGGAAGUAAGCACAUAAACAGCUGGGCGGUAGCGCCUGAUUUGUGAAAGCAUAAGCAUUUCAGUCUAAGUGCAUAUCCUGCAUUCCGGUUCAGUACUGGGCUGGGACGGCCGUAUCUCAACAUGUGUCCUCGCGUGAUUGUUGUGUUGGAGG